Molecule: messenger RNA, 3007 nt
Organism: Stegostoma tigrinum
Lineage: Eukaryota; Metazoa; Chordata; Chondrichthyes; Orectolobiformes; Stegostomatidae
Exons: 4
Coding region: 83-1384 (433 amino acids)
Source: RefSeq, a predicted model, not a curated record
GCAACUUUUGAGAAUGAGUUAGUGCUGAAGCAAUAGUUAAUACAUCACCUCUUUCACUGUCUUAGAGAUUUCACCGAAAAAAAUGGUUUCAGUUUUACCAGUGCUUCUUUUUUGCCUGUUUCUUCAAUGCACACCAACCUACGUUCAAAAUCCUUGCAUGAUUCAGAAUGCUACUGUUGGCGGUCCAUUCAACCUAAUUGUUAAUCCACAGUAUUACAUGGCAAAUACAGAAUAUAAUGUCACCAUUUUGGGAAUUGAAUCAGACACUAAAGUGGCUUUGUCAGCUGUGAAGAACAAUAUCAGCUUUGGUUAUUGGAAGAACAAUUCGCCACAUUGUUUGGGUAUUUAUGCGAGUCAGACUUCACCAAGUGACACCUGGAUUUCACCAUCAGUUUUGUCAGCUACUGUGAUAUUUAGAGCCUAUAUCAAGACAGUGCACAAAACAUAUCUUCUAACUAAAAUGAUCAGCGCAAAUUCUAAUUCUGGAGCUGGGACCACGGCUUCAUCCAAUACCAGUAGCAACAUGACCACCGCUUCACCCAAAGUCAGUGUAACAACUAGCAACAUGACCACCGCUUCACCCAAAGUCAGUGCAACAACUAGCAACAUGGCAACGGCUUCACCCAAAGUCAGUGUAACAACUAGCAACAUGACCACCGCUUCACCCAAAGUCAGUGCAACAACUAGCAACAUGACAACCGCUUCACCCAAAGUCAGUGUAACAACUAGCAACAUGACCACCGCUUCACCCAAAGUCAGUGCAACAACUAGCAACAUGGCAACGGCUUCACCCAAAGUCAGUGUAACAACUAGCAACAUGACCACCGCUUCACCCAAAGUCAGUGCAACAACUAGCAACAUGACAACCGCUUCACCCAAAGUCAGUGUAACAGCUCGCAACAUGGCAACGGCUUCACCCAAAGUCAGUGUAACAACUAGCAACAUGACCACCGCUUCACCCAAAGUCAGUGUAACAGCUCGCAACAUGGCAACGGCUUCACCCAAAGUCAGUGUAACAACUAGCAACAUGACCACCGCUUCACCCAAAGUCAGUGUAACAACUAGCAACAUGACCACCGCUUCACCCAAAGUCAGUGUAACAGCUCGCAACAUGGCAACGGCUUCACCCAAAGUCAAUAUGACUACCACUGGUGCAAAGAUGAACAGUACCACAAAUUCUCCUGUCAGCAUUGUGACUGUGAAUACCUCCAGCCUUUCUAGUACCAGAACAACCACCAUGAAGAUGAAUGUCAUCUCAUCAAGCACCAUGUCAGCUACUGCCGCUACAGGAAAUGCUGUGAGCACCGUCAAAAUUUCAGGUGGAAUUGUCAUUACUUUGACGUUCUUAGUAUUUAUAGCCAUUGAGCACACACUUUCACAAUAAAAUUAAUGUCAUAUCUGUGUAAUUAUUUACUUGCAGACAUAACUAUCCGAACACAAUUUAUGUGAUUUUGCAUAUUAACUCUCCUUGAUGUCAUACAGUGGUGGCCUUAGAAAUGUUGUUUGGAAGCACCUGGUGCUCUUUACUUUCUUUAAUAUGCUGUUAAAUUCAAUCGAUAAGUGCUGAACUGUGCUUUGCCCUGUUAUAAAUUGCAGUUGAUGCUGAUUUCCUAAACUAACUGGCAUAAAGAAAUGUGAAACAUUUUUUUCUUGUUACACUUCUGAUCAGAACUUAUUAAAUGAAUAUACUUGUUCUGCAUUUGUUAAUUCAGAAGUUCAGCCAACAACUGUCAAUAUGUCAGUGUGGGACUACAAGAAUGUCAAGUUACUUUGUUUUGUGGGAUUUUUAUGGCUGUUUGUUGCCUUUCUUUUGACGUUAGUAAAUUGUAUAUAGGAUGUACAAGAUACCUGCGCUGUAGUAACACUUCCAAAAUAUUGAAAACUUAUUGGUCAGCUGUUGAAUUAUGUGACUACAUCACUUGGUUUUGAUGAUGAGUCUCACUUAAUCAGGCAGCACGUUAGAUGAUCCGUUGGCGAUGGAAACCAAUAUUUGGCCUCUGCUAAACAGUGAAGUCAAACAACAAGUUCAGAGGAAGCCUGAAAAUUACAAAGGAUAGAUUCAGCCUUAAAACAAAAUUUGUGACUGGCUUGUUUUACUUAGACUUCUUCAAGAUCCAGUCCCAUCCUGACUAAUAGAUUAAAGAUCAAGUUGUUUGAAAUCUUUUAAAAUGAUCUUUGCAUUCAACAUAUCAUUGACUAGUGGAAUAUUCACAUUGAUUGGAUGUAAUGCACUCUGGGUAAAACAGGUUCUGUGGGAUGUCAUUCUGAGUUAUAACAGUUCUGACACUUUAACAAUCCACUUUAACAAUCACAGUCUAAGAAUAAGGAGCAAGCCAUUCAGGACUGAGAUGAGGAGGAAUUUCUUCACUCAGAGAGCUGUGAACCUGUGGAACCCGCUCCCACUGGAAGCUGUUGGGGCUAGUUCAUUAGAUAAAUUCAAGAAGAAGCAGAACAUGGCCCUUGUGGCUAAAGGGAUCAAGGGGAUUGAGGAGAGUCUGGGAAUGAGAUACUGAGAUCAGCCAUGAUCAUAUUGAAAUGGUGGCACAGGCUUGAAGGCACAAAUGGCCUACUUCUACACCUGCUCCUAUUUUGUAUGUUCCUAUGCUUGUUUGCGUAUUAAGUGCCACUAAUGUAAUUACAUUUUAUUUGACGUCAUUUAUAAGAGGUAAUCCUUUAAAAUAAUCUUACAUUCUCAAAUUAAUAAGUACCAUCAUGACACACAGUCCAUUCUGAUUCCAAAAUUCAGACAGUGCCAUAGAUAUCACGUGAAAAUCAUUCACUAUUGAUUUAUUUUCUCAGCUUUCAUUCUUGCUCAUUUUCAAUGCUCAUUUGUUGCUUGAAUUGGUUUGCUCAUCCCUUGUCAGCGCUAUCUUAAUUGUUAUUUUUAUUGUUUUUUGUGCAUUUGAUUGAACAAAAUACUGCACAGCUCAAAAUAUUCCAAAAGCAGCAAUAUAUUUGAAAUUUUAUACAUGUAAUGAAGAUUUGUCAUAUCUGAUAUCUGUAGUUC